GGUCAGCUUCACAUCACUAGUAAUUUUACUCAUUCCACUUUCAACUCCCACCCAAGAAGAUACCAGCUACGAAAAUUUUUUCACUCUCAAAAAUCCGAAACGAGAAACGUCAGAAACGUACCAAACUUCGUUCGGGGAACAAUCGAAGUGCCGAAAAUAUUAAACUCAACAAUAAUUCAAGUUGAAAUAGGUUAUAUUUAACCUCGAAAAAGAAUCAAUCGUGAGUUGAAAUGAAUUUUAUGGGAUAAAUUUAUUUUUAAAAUUAAUAAAAUAUCUGGUGUUUACUGUGUCAAUGAUAAAUUAAUAACUAAUGGAUCAAGAUAAAUCGUGACAUAAAUAAAACGAGUGAUAUUUUUUGAGUAAUUAAAUUUUUUUAAUCAAAAACAUGAUCGAAGUAAACGGGUUGAGUUUCAUAAUUUUUUUUUUGCAAUCGCUCAAGGACAAGAGAAACUUUGAUAAUAUUUCUUGAAACUAUGGAACAAAUCCUGCAGCCUUACUUACUAAAUAAUCAUCAGUCUGUAAUUUACAAAUUUUUAAUAUUUACAAGUGCCUAUUUUAAAAUAUAAAUUAUGGUAUAGCUUAAUUAUAAUUUUAUAAAUUUAAAAACGAUAACAAAAGUUAUUUAAAAAUUUUAAAUUAUAAAUUAUAUUACAUUUAUAAAACAUAAAGAUGUUUUUUUAUAUUCGUAAUCGAAGUGUGAGAAUAAUCAUACUUGGGUUUGUCAUACUCAGUAUUUACAUGUAUUAUCGUACGACUGUAGAUUCCUACAAUAAUUUCAUCGAAUUCGUAAAUACAAGUAAUUUACCUGCAAAUCAUGACUCACAAUUCGAAAAUGUAACUGUGGAAUUUUCCUUAAUUUUAUUACAAAAAAACACAAGCUCCGAACAAUCAAUUACAAAUUCAAGUAUAGGACACAACUUAAAUAACCAAUCUAUCUCAACAUCUGCAUCACCUCAAUCUAUAUUAUCAAUAAAUAAUUCAACUAACUUGCAAUUAAAUAAUAGUAAUCUAACUAUACAAGAUUUACCAUUAAAAAUAGUAACAAAUUCCAGUCUCGCAAUUCUAGUGCAUAAUAAUAGUGCACGUGCUAUAUAUCAAGCUGGCCAUGACGUAGCGGUGCCUGAAAAAUGUCCAACUAAUGGUAAAGAUAUGAAUCUAGUCAUAGUAGUUACAUCUGCACCAUCUCAUAUUGAAGCAAGAACGGCUAUCAGACAAACAUGGGGACAUUUUGGUCAGCGAACUGACGUCAGUAUUGUAUUUAUUCUUGGAACAACAAAAGAUAAUAAAUUAGAAAAACUUAUUAAGUAUGAAGAAAAAAUUUAUGCCGAUAUCAUACGAGGCAGAUUUAUUGAUUCCUAUAAUAAUUUAACUCUGAAAACUAUAUCAACUCUAGAAUGGAAAAAUAAAUUCUGCUCAGACGCUAAAUUUUUACUCAAAACAGAUGAUGACAUGUUUAUAAAUGUACCGCGAUUGUUAUCAUUUAUAAAGCAGCACGAAAAAGAGACGAAUGUAAUUUAUGGGAGAUUGGCGAAAAAUUGGAAACCAAUUAGAAAUAAAAAAAGUAAAUAUUAUGUAUCACUAGAACAAUUUAAACAAAAACUGUUUCCAGAUUUUACAACAGGACCAGCGUAUUUAUUGUCAAAAGAUGUAAUUCAUAAACUUUACGAAGCUGCGUUAGAUCAAACUUAUUUAAAACUUGAGGAUGUAUUCACUACUGGUAUCGUUGCUCAUAAAAUCGGUAUCAGGCGCAUUCACGUAAGCGAGUUUUUAAAUAAAAAAAUUUCAUAUAAUCCGUGUAAUGUUCAACGGGGAAUAAGUAUACACAUGGUAAAAUAUGGCGAACAAUUUGAUCUCUGGAAAAAAUUAUUAGACGGCAAAAGUAAGUGUAAGUUAUAAAUAAAAAACAAACACUAUUUUAUAUCAUGACCAAUAAUGUUUUCAACUGUAAAAAAUUUUUGAUGUGAAAAUAGUCCUCGAAGACUUUGUCCUCGGUGUGAAUUAACGGUGUGAAAUAUCAUGUGGUGUACAUUUAAAGUGGAUGAGCGUUAUCUUUCAUACCAUUCAGUUUUAUUAGUUUAAAUCUCUUACAUUGUCUAAUCAUACACUGAUAAAUUAUUCUUGUUUAAAAUUCUGUGGUGUCAUAGUAAUGCCGGACCAAAUUGGCCACUUAUGGAUAAUUGAAAUGAACACAUGCAGAAAUUACUAUGACCAUAGUAAAAUUUCAAAUGGUUACAGCAAUUUGUGAUAUAAUCGUCGUUGAUUUUACUAUGACCAUAGUAAUUUUUGUUUGUGUUCAUUUCAGUUUCCGACAGGUGGCCAAUUCGGUCCGGCAUUACUAUAACACCACAGCAUUUUAAACAAGAAUAAUUUAUCCGUGUGUGAUCUGUAGCUAAAAAUGACCCAAUAACUAUUUUUAAUAUUUAGAUUUAUUAAUUUAACAUUAACUUCUAAAAUAAUUAAUUAACUUUCUAUGAUAAUAAUUAAAGAAAAAUACAAUGAAUAACUGAACCACUAAAAAAAUAUAAUGUCAAGUAUUUUCGAUCGAAAAAAUUACUCAUUACAAGUAACAUUGUAUUCAUUAAUCAAAAUUGAAUUAAUUACAAACUAACAAUUUUUCUAUAUCGCAUUAUUAAUUCCGAAAAGACAUAUUUUUAUCCGCCUUUUUAGCUUUGGGAAACUCUAGGGCCAAAAGGGUGUGUAAUUGUUUUUUAAUUGCUAAUCAUAUUGUAGACUUAUUCUAAAGCUGCAAAUUUGGAAAAAAAAAAAUUGAAAACCAAAAAGGCGUAUAAUUUAAGCGAAAUGCCCUUUAAACUUAAAAAAUGUUUUUUUUUUUUUUUUAAUUUUUAGCUAUAAAAUAAGUAUGCAAAACGAAUGUCAAUAAAAAAAAUGAUACAAAAAAAAUUAUUAAAUUUAGUGAUCAAAGUCAAAAGCGCGUAUAAAAAUAUAACGACGUUCUAAUUAGCAAAUGGUGUGACUCUAUUUCAGAAAAUCCUCCAUUUAUGCGAGAAAAAGUAAUUUAAAAAUUUUUUUUCAUCUAAAAAUCAAUUCCAUUUUUAGUAUAUGCAUAAUAUUUUUGUCUAGGUUACUCAAAUAAUAUUUUCUCUGACUAUUACUAUCUGAAAACUGCACAGAAUCACCUAAUGAAAAAUAUUAAGUUAGACAAUUUGCUAAUUAGAACAUCGAUAAGUCCUUUUGGAAUUAGUAACACGAUAUAAAUCUUUGCUAUUGAUAUUUGUACGGCCUUGUAAGGUAUUUUAUGGUUCGAAGUUGAUAAAUUAACGAUUCUAUUAACAUUAGUAUUUUUAUUUGAGAUGAUAUUAAUUCAAAAUUAAAACCUAGAAUAGAAAUUUUUAUAAAAAUAAUUUUUUUAUCAUAUCGUCCAAAUUAAAAUUUAUUUUAAUUAUUUUGUUUUUCAUUGUGUCUAUCAAAAUAAAAUUUUUACACCAAAUCAUUCACACCAUACGAUAGACUCUGAAUUUUUUACAGUGAAUAACUACUUAAUUAAUUUCAUAAAUUAUUAUUAUUAAUGGAUAUAAAUUUUUUUUUGUAUAUAUCUAUUUGAAAUUGAAUUAAUGCUUAAUGAUAAUGAAAGCUUGUAUGGAUAAUUAUUUAUUGUUUCGAAAUGGAAUUAUAUUUUAUGAUAAUAAUUAUUUAUAAGCCGUAACCACUGAAAGAAUAACGAAAUUUCCGAGAUUAAUUUAAUAAUAUUUUUCUUAAAAGUUUAUUUACCUACUUUAUACUUUCACGUUUGUUUCGAAACAUAAAAUUUCAUAAUUUUUACAAGAUAGAUUAUAGUUUGAAGUAUUGUUAAGUAUUGCCAUAUUUAUUUAUUUAAUUGGAUAUGUAGAAAAUUUAUGAAUUAAAUUAAAAUAAAUUAAAAGCUGAAGAAUUUAGUCUAGAAGCAAAAAAUGACAAAAAAUAAGUAGAAGCAUAAUUUCCAUGACUUGCGUCAGCUGAUGACGAUGUUUUUGAUUGUAUAGAUAAGCUACUUCUUAGUUAAUUGAAAAAUUUUAUAUUCAAGUUUAUAAUUACAAAGUUUAUAGUAUUCAAUAAAACAUUGACUGGCAGGUUUUGUCGAACAAUAUUUAGAUUAAAAUAAAUGGUCAUAGUCGAUUACCCGUCAUAAGCCUGGUCUAAGAGACGUAGGGAAAAUUUUUCUUGAAAUUUCAGUUUCCUCACUACCGUGCGUUUAGUUUUGUUUUCAACUACUCAUUAUAAGCCUCUUUUAUUUUACAUGAUUUUAAACGUCACAUUUACGUUUUGUCACAAUUCCACUGCCGAUUUUUCUGUUGCCUACGAUGCUAAAAUAAAUACUUAUUUCUUUAAACUAGUAAUAACUACAAUACAAAUAAUUCUAAUGAUAACGGUAUUAAUUACAGUAAAAAUAAUAAUAAUUUUAGUGAUUAAGAUAAUGCUCAAUAAAAUUUUUCAAUUGUAACCUAAGCUUUGAAUGAAAUUCAUGAUUACAAUUAUGAAAAAUAAAUUAUAUUUUACUUAAAAUUGAUUGAAUUAUGCUCUGCAAAAAAUAGAUACAGUCGGAUUCCAUCAACUCGGAACUUCCCCUCAAUCUUGACCCCCACUAUGAACUACGCUGUCACCUACCUGAUGCUAUACAUUUUUAUGUCUGUAUAUUUAUAUAUAAAUCGUACAUGUGAUACAAGAGUGCAUGCGUGUAAUUUACUCUUUAAAGGAGAAGUGGCAUUCGAUAAGUCGAAAUUUCCAGGAAAUUCCCAAGCCUCUGUAGAGUCACUGUCCGAGUUAAUAGAAUUUGACUGUAGUGAAUUUUCAUCAUCAAUUUUUCUAUUUUUUCCUAUUGUUAGUUUAUAAUUUUAACGAAGACUUAUAACGGGUUGUUAGCUAAGAGAUUAAAAAAAGUGGUAGAGUAGGGGAAGCUGUUUCGAAUCAGUAACUGCCGAUUGAGAGAAAGAGACUUAUUAAGGGCAGGCUUAUAACGGGUAGUCGACUAUAUUAUUAUUACAUACGAUCCAUCAGUUUUCGAUUGCUUAGUUUUACUAUUUAAUAAGACGAAAAGACAUAUUUAAAAUCCAUUAAAAGAACUAAAUUUAUCAGUUAUUCUCGAAAAAAAAAAGUUAAAAAUUUUUUAAUAAAAAAAAAAACUGUAAAGGUGAAAAGCUAUACUGUUUGUAUUAAAUAAAUCGAGUAAUCUCGAUUUAAAAUAUUUUUUAUGAUCUGUUGAUACUGUGAUAAAUAAUUUACUUAAAUUACUGAAAAUAGUGUUUAGUAUAACGUUUUAUUUUAUUCUCAACUAAGUCUUAUUGAUUAAAAAAUUUUUUUAAAACUUUCAUUGUAAUUUAAUCUAACGAUAGAAAUCAGAAAGUUGCUUAACUUAAAUAUGUUUAAAACAUUUAAUAUUUUUUAACACUUAUUGUUAUAAUGACUUAUUUAAUUAGUAUGAUAAUACCAACUACGGAGAAUUACAUUUUUUAGUCAUUAAUAUUUUAUGAAAGAUAAUUUGUACGUCACAUCGAGAUAAUGUAAUGAAUAUGUAAAAUAGUUAUGAUUUCAACACGAAAUAAUGUUACAAGUUUUAUACUUUUUUUUUUGUUUUUAGUCAGUUAGAAAUAUAUUGGAAAAUUUUUUUCUCUAUUUAAAAAAAAUCCAUUCGUAUUUUUAUCCCGGCAUUUAGACGAUGUUACCAAAAUGAUUUGUGCCUACAUUUAUCAUAGAAAUAUUAGGUAACUAAUAAUAAAUAUAUGUCAAUAUAUCACAGUAAAAAAAGAUUCAUUAAAAUGUGAAAAAAACGUGUGUUAAAUAUUUAAGUGCUGAAUUUGCAACACUUUUGUGUGUUAAUUCAUCACACUUAUCAUUUUGUAUGACUAAUUUUAGUCUAUUGAUUUUUUAACACACAAAAAUGUUAUUUCAUACUAAUACAACCCUUUUUAAAUGCUAUUGUCAAAUCAAUACACAAUAUUUGUUUAAAAUACUCUGAGCUAUCCCAGAAAAAUUCUUGAAAAAAUUAAAAGUAAAAACGACACCUUAAAUGAAAUUUGUUAACAUAUAAUUUGUCGGGAUGUGAGAAUUCAAUAAGAUUUAAUCAUUCGGAAAUUUUCGAAUUAUUUGUAUUUUCUCCAUAGCUCGAUUCAAAUACAGAAAAUUUUAAUCAGUUCUUCAAAAUUCAAUUUUUAUUUAAUAGAGAGCUUAAUUUUUUUUAAGUAACCAAAAAUAAAUUUUUUGUAGAUUUGAUCUGAGCUCUAUUUACCUCUCAAAAAUUUAAAUUAUCAGAAAAAAUAUUAUAAUUUUAAGUCGGUUAACAGAAAAUUUUGGAAUUAUUCAAAAUUUCAAAUAACUCGGAUGAUAACUUACAAAUAAUUCAGCAAGUUUUGAAUCAUCCGGAAAUUUACGAACAAUACGAAGAUUUUUGAAUUAUUCGAUUCGAAGCUCGAAUAUGUUAAGUCAAGAAUUUUCAAAUGUUGGAAAAAAUAUUUAAGUGUGUAAAAAUUUAUAGUUAGAUCGUCGAUAAUUUUACCAUUAAUGUGUGCAACUUUUUCUACACAAACGACGUAUGUAAAGUAACAUUAAUGUGUUCGUUUUACGCACGAUUAGUAUUAAAUUUGACGAAUCUUUUUUUACUGUGUAGUUACGAUUGAACGAUUGAAGAAAUGAAUUUCGUUUUUGAAACUAUUUUUAUCUAUGCUGUUGAAUACAAUAUAUAAAAAACUUAUUAUUAUUUCCUGAUUUUAUCAUAUACUUUGCUUGUAUAGUUUUUUUUCAUAUAUUAUUAUUUCCUUGCGUAAUUAUUUUCAUAAAUAAAUUAAGUAAAAAAAAACUAAAGAAAUGUGGAAAUCAUUGUGCGACUUUAAAUAUUUUUCCGUUCGCUAAUGUUAUAAAUGCAUAAAUAGUACAUUUAAAUUAUUAUAUUUUAAUAUGUUAGGUACUUAAUACUAUUGUUAAGAUGAAUAAAAUAAAUUGAUAUGAUAUUAU
Microplitis demolitor is the source of this 6942-nucleotide messenger RNA. RefSeq names its product beta-1,3-galactosyltransferase 5. Gene Ontology annotation, cellular component: membrane. The transcript is spliced from 2 exons. Bases 670 to 1896 code for a protein of 408 amino acids. Lineage: Eukaryota; Metazoa; Arthropoda; Insecta; Hymenoptera; Braconidae. Gene Ontology annotation, molecular function: hexosyltransferase activity. The record is from RefSeq and is a predicted model, not a curated record.